AUGAAUACAGGCGGUCAUAUGCAAGAACUUGAACGAGCGCAAAGAGCGUUGGAACGUUUGCGUGAUCAGCUCAAGGAAAUUGGCAAAGAAUUGAGCGAUAAAGAAGCAGAACUUACUCGAGCUCAAAUGGAACAAAAAAAUUUGGAAGACCUGCUGCAGGCAGAGAUAAAACAUCUUCAAGAAAUAGAUGCAGUGGUCGCUAGACUCGAAGAAGAACUUCGUCAAGCGAAAAUCAAACUUGAUACCGCUUUAGAACGUUUAAGACAAUUAACAGAACAUCUUCAUCAACAACAACAGUUGGAAUUACAAAUGCAACGAGCAUAUGAAGCUCAAGUAACAGCAACGAACUUAGCACAAGAUAGGGCCAACGAAGCUGAUAGAAGAGAAAGAGAAGCUAAGCACGCUGCAGAUAAAGCUAUACGUGAGCAAAAACAAGCAGAAGCCAUUGUCGCAAGUAUAAAAUCCGAGUUGAAUGAUGCUGAGAUAUCAUUGGCAUGGGCUUUAGCAGCUCUUGCGACUGCAUUACUGAUACCGAUAGCUGGUGAAAUUGCUGCUAUUCCAAUACUAGCUACAAUUGCAGCUCUUGAAGUUGCCAUUUUUGCAUUGGCUUCCAAGUUAAAUAGAGCAGAAAACACGUUGUCGCAAGCGAAUUCUAUGCGUGAUCGCGCUCUUGAAUUACAUGAAACAUCGAAAACUGAGAAACAAAAAGCUGACGAGACCCUCACUGAAGAGAAAAAUAAAUUGGCCACCGCAAAAACGAAUUGGGAUAAGCAGAUAGAAGCGAAGAAUGCGGCUAAGAAGGCAGUUGAAACGCAAACUGAAGUAGUAACAGCAGCAACUAAUCACUUUAAAAAUGUUGAACGUCAAUUAGCCGAUAGUAAAGAGCAACAAACAAAACAAAGAACCAAAGUACAUAAUGUCGAAAUGCAAGUAAAAGAGAAAACGGUUCAGGUUGCGCAAUUGAAAAUGGAACGAGGUGCAUUGCAGUUAAGACAGGAACAAACUCAAGAUGCAUUUAAUCAAGCCAAUACUGUGUUUAUACAAGCUACAAUAAGAGAUGAUAAGGCUACUAGAAAUCUCAAGGACUUAAAGGAUAAAAAUGAAGCUAAACGCGGAGAAAUACAAGAGAUGAAAGACUUGGUCGAUAAAAAGAAAGCUGAAGUCGAAAAAGCACGAGCUGAUCAUCUUCUCGCAGAAAGAAAGGCACAGGAAGCAAAAAAUGAGGUUGGGUUAAUCAAACAAGACCUGGAGACGGCGGCGAAGUCUGCAACAAAAUCAAAUGAACAAAUUGAAGCCCAAAAAAAAAUGCUUAUCAAAGAAGAAGAAAAAAGCAACACACUCGCUAGGAAAAAAGAGAUUUUGAAGGAAGAACUUGAAAACACAAGACAAAAGAAGGAACAGUUAGAAAAUCGAGUACAAGAUUUAAAUAAACAAUUGAAAAUUCAAAACGAAGCGAUGAUGGAGAAAAAUAAUGAAGUGUACAAUAUUUCAACUAACUUGGAAAGCAAGAAACAAAAGCAAUCUCAAAUAGAAAUCCACCGCAUCGAGCAUAUUGCUCAUGCUAAACGCAUUCAAGAGCAAAUUGCUGAUUAUCAACAAGUUCUGGACAAAAACCAUGCAGAUUUAGAACAGGCAAAAAAAGACAAAGAUACACAAGAAAACGCUCAACAGGUUGCCAAAGAUAGCGUAACAAACACUAAUCAAAGCCUUCAACGAAUUCGCAAUGAUUUAAAAUGGGUAUCGGAGAAUAUGCAUGACAAAGAAGAAGUUUACAAGGAACGAACACGACGUCACAAUAAUCUUACUCGUGAUAUCAAAGGAUCACAAGCAGUACAAGUGAAUAUGGACCGAGACGCUCAGAAUCUGCACGACCAGUGGACAUCUAAGCGAAUAUGGAUGACAAAUGCUGUUAAUGAUGUUAAAGAGAUGCGCCAAAAUAUCGCUGAGAUUAAGAAAGCACGACGGUCGCGUGUGCAAGAAAUAUCAAAGAAAGAAGAAAUAACACGGAAAGAAGAAAACAACAAUGUUCAAGUAAAGCAGCAAAAAAAUUACAACAAAAACAUCUCCUCUACCUAA
Rotaria socialis is the source of this 2076-nucleotide messenger RNA. The record is from the annotation of a GenBank genome assembly. NCBI's taxonomy places the organism in Eukaryota, Metazoa, Rotifera, Eurotatoria, Philodinida, Philodinidae.